CGGCUCCUCCUACUCCGGGUCACGCCGUGACAGGGGCGGAAGCGGCGGCGGCGGCGGCGGCGGCGGCUGAGCUGGAGCUGCCGCUCGAGGCGCGGAUCCUGCCGUCCUGUGCGCGCGGCGCGCGGCACCAGAGAAGCGCGCGCAGUCCGAGGCGGCGCGCACGGUCUAGCCGGCGCUUCCAGCGGUGCCUUCUCCCCGAGACUUCUUGCACCUUUCCAGCUCAAAGAUUAGUUGAUACAAUGGCAACCUCGAGAGGAAGAACAAAGAAAAAGGCAUCUUUUGACCAGUCUUCUGACAGCCUUCCUUUGAGGAGCUCCGGUAGGCAGGCAAAGAAAAAAGCCAUAGAGACACCAGAUGAGGAUGAAGAUGGUGGCUCAGAGAAGAAGUACAGGAAAUGUGAAAAGGCUGGCUGUACCGCCACGUGUCCUGUGUGCUUUGCAAGUGCUUCUGAAAGAUGUGCCAAAAAUGGCUACACCUCCCGAUGGUAUCAUCUCUCCUGUGGGGAGCAUUUCUGUAAUGAAUGCUUUGACCAUUAUUACAGAAGCCAUAAGGAUGGAUAUGAAAAAUACACUACAUGGAAAAAAAUAUGGACUAGCAAUGGCAAAACUGAACCUAGUCCCAAAGCCUUCAUGGCCGACCAGCAACUCCCCUACUGGGUUCAGUGCACAAAACCUGAGUGUAGAAAAUGGAGGCAGCUUACGAAGGAAAUCCAGCUCACUCCACAUAUAGCAAAGACUUACCGAUGUGGUAUGAAGCCAAAUACUACUGUGAAGACCGAGACCUCAGACCAUUGUACCCUCCCGGAGGAUCUAGAAGCUCUUACUCCUCAGAAGUGUAUUCCUCACAUCAUUGUCCGGGGCCUUGUGCGCAUUCGGUGUGUUCAGGAAGUGGAGAGGAUACUUUAUUUUAUGACAAGAAAAGGUCUGAUCAACACAGGAGUUUUGAACGUCAGCGCUGACCAGUAUCUUCUUCCUAAAGAUUACCACAAUAAAUCCGUCGUCAUUGUUGGAGCUGGUCCAUCAGGUUUAGCAGCUGCGAGGCAACUGCACAACUUUGGAAUUAAGGUGACUGUCUUAGAAGCCAAAGACAGAAUUGGUGGCCGAGUAUGGGAUGACAAAUCUUUUAAAGGCAUAGCAGUUGGAAGAGGAGCUCAGAUCGUCAAUGGCUGCGUUAACAACCCAAUAGCACUAAUGUGUGAGCAAGUAUCUGCCCGUUCCUGGGACCACAAUGAAUUCUUUGCACAGUUUGCUGGUGACCACACUCUGCUGUCCCCAGGCUACUCUACAAUCAUUGAAAAAUUGGCUGAAGGACUAGACAUCCAGCUCAAAUCUCCAGUGCAGAGUAUUGAUUAUUCAGGAGAAGAAGUGCAAGUUACUACUACAGACGGUGCAGUGCUUGCGGCACAAAAGGUAUUAGUCACGGUACCACUAGCCUUACUCCAGAAAGGUGCCAUCCAGUUUAAUCCACCAUUGUCGGAAAAGAAGAUGAAGGCCAUCAACAGUUUAGGUGCAGGAAUCAUCGAAAAGAUUGCCUUGCAAUUUCCUUACAGAUUUUGGGACAAUAAAGUUCAAGGGGCUGACUUUUUUGGUCAUGUUCCUCCUAGUGCCAGCAAACGAGGGCUUUUUGCUGUGUUCUAUGACAUGGAUCCCCAGAAGACGCAGAGCGUGCUGAUGUCGGUGAUCGCUGGCGAGGCGGUAGCGUCUGUGAAAAGCCUGGAGGACAAGCAGAUCGUACAGCAGUGCAUGUCUACCCUCCGGGAGCUGUUCAAGGAGCAGGAAGUCCCAGAUCCCACGAAGUAUUUUGUGACCCGGUGGAGCGCAGACCCGUGGAUCCAGAUGGCAUACAGCUUUGUGAAGACGGGUGGCAGUGGUGAAGCCUACGACAUCAUCGCAGAAGAGAUACAAGGGACCAUCUUUUUUGCUGGCGAGGCAACAAAUAGACAUUUUCCACAGACUGUUACAGGAGCGUAUCUCAGUGGCGUCCGAGAAGCAAGCAAGAUUGCAGCAUUUUGA
Messenger RNA from Chrysochloris asiatica (Cape golden mole), 2012 nucleotides. RefSeq names its product lysine (K)-specific demethylase 1B (gene KDM1B). The transcript is spliced from 18 exons. Lineage: Eukaryota; Metazoa; Chordata; Mammalia; Afrosoricida; Chrysochloridae. The coding region runs from base 240 to 2012 and encodes 590 amino acids. The record is from RefSeq and is a predicted model, not a curated record. Gene Ontology annotation, molecular function: oxidoreductase activity; zinc ion binding.